CUGCGCGCACUCGAGCCGUGUGGACACUUGCAAUCUUUCGUUUUAAACACGAAGAAUACACUUUAAACAACUGAAACGUCGAAAAGGAGUCAUCCGAUACCAGGAUGUAAAUGUGGCCAGAGCCAUCCCUCUCAUGACCACAUCUUACCCCAGCACAUUAGAAUGUUCCUGAAGAAUGUUCCACCUGUGGUUGCACUGCAUACAGAAUGGAGGUCAUAUGGUCCGACAAGGAGCUUUAGCCUGCCUUUGUGCUUCAAUGACUCUGACAGUGACAUAUCUACCACUGGCACACCGAUCCCUGAGAAGGUCCAGAUGAUCAUUGACAGCCUGAGAAACACAGAGUCCUCCAUCGACAUGAGCGAUGAGUAUGAGGGAACUCUCCAGACGGGUCAAGCCCCACCCUCAGGAGGCACCAGCAAGGCAGUUGAUGUUGUGCAUAAAGCCAGGCAUCCGGGCACAUUGGGAGAGGCAAGAGAAGAUGACAAAAAUGUGGAUUCCAUGGAAUUUGGUACCCCGAGUCAAGAUUCUGACAGUGAUGACUCGGUGGACAGAGGAAUUGAGGAGGCAAUUCAAGAGUACCUGAAGAAGAAGGGUGACCACAAGCGGACGGUUGAGCCAACUGCAAGUCCAUCACCGGUUCCCAAGCACCUGAAGAGAGAAUGUCCCUUCUCAGAUACUCCCCAAAAUUUAGACGGCAAUAUGAUCUUAACUGCCAGCGGCAACCACAUCCCAAAAAGUGAGAGGACUACUAACUUGGUAGCAACAGAGAGGAAGCGUAUCAGAAACAAGAGACCAUCUGAGGAGAACCGACUGCUGAUUAAAAAAGGGGACAUCAUUGAGGCUGUAAAAACAUUCCCCUCCUUUGAAACAAAGAGAUGUCAUAUUAACCCAUCUUCUCAUUCCUAUAAAGGGCAAAAUGUCAGUACAGAUAAAGUGGAGGAAGAGUCACUUGACUCUAGCAGUGACGAUGGCAUUGAAGAAGCAAUUCGGCAUUAUCAGCUUGAGAAAAUAAAGGAAAAUUCUGAAGACGUCAAAAUACCUUGCAAGUUUUCAAAUCCUAAAGAGGAAUCGGAUUCUAGCAGCGAUGAUGGCAUUGAAGAAGCAAUUCGUCGUUACCAGCUUGAGAAGCAGGAGGAGGAGGGCAAGCACAUCACCAAAGCCUCAAAAAACUCACCACCUAAGCAAACCCUUGGGGGUAAAGCUCCUGCACUGUGUUUGGGUCAUUCAGGCACUCAAGCUAUCAAAAAACAGAAAGUGUUGACAAAGAAAAGGAAAACAGAGAGAAACUCAAAAUCUGUACUUUCCUCACCUGUAGCAUCUCGUCCCACGUUGAGUAAAUCAUUCGACAACCCUGACGUCAAAAACAAUGGUAUUUCUUUAUUAAAAAGCAAAAUUCCUUCAGAAAAUCUAACUCCAGGUCCUUUGAAGGUGAACACUACUGCUGAGCUCAUGUGUGCUGAGGCUAUAUUGGAUAUUUCUAAGGCUGUCAUGCCUGAGGCUUUUGAGCACAGUGCAGCCCUUCCAAACAACAGUGUUUCAUCUGUUUUUCACAGCCAGGACAGAAUUAACUGCAUCGAAAACAACACUGAUGAGAGCUCAGUCGACAGCGAUGAUGGAAUUGAACAGGAGAUCAGGAAGUUCUUGGAACUUAAGGCACAAAUGCACAGCCAGUCACCUGGCACAACCAAUUUUCCAGGUACACAAGAUCAUGCUAUGUCACCCCAGCAAAAGAGGAAGGUUGACCCUUCCCAAAAUAAGAAGCUACGGCUUUCCUUGUCGCAUAAAAGAAAGCGUAAGGAAGAAGACGGUAAUAUUUGCAAGGCGGAAGAACUGGAUUCCAGAUUAAAAGACGAACCUCACCCACAGCCUUUGGCAGUGCAUGACAAUAAUAAUAUGCUUAGGACUGAAGCAGGUGUGUCAGACGAGACCGGUGUCACUCUCCAGGUUAUCACAGCUACAAAAAUGGAAGGGCCCACAAAAAACAGUGACCAGAAACAUGCCUCUGUCAGCAUAAAGGAUGCCAAAGAUUUGGGGAGGGAGGGAAAUUCACAUCGACCCAUUUUAAAAACUGAAGCAUCAAAAUCAGUAAUGUUGGCAGAGAGAAGGGCACAGACUGGAGACAAGAGCAGCUCAUUGGACAGUGAUGAGGACCUGGAUGCUGCAAUAAAAGACUUGCUGCUGACUAAGAAAAAGUUGAAGAGGAAGACAAGAGACCGAAAGUUAAAGUCAAGUAAGGGUGUUCAUUUUGGAGCAGUAGAGUUGUGCCUUGUGGAAGAAUUGGAGUCUGAAAAAAAUAAAACUCUUAUGGAUUCUAAAACUUUUCCCAACUCUAAGAUCACUAAGAAUUGUAUUUCAAAAAGUAGUAAAUUAACACCCAAGCAGAACACAAAUGGCAAGAGUAUAAAACCAAAAUUGAGUCUGCUGAAGUCGGAUAAGCAGGUGAAAUCCCCCUGCCAGUUAGAACAAAUGGGUCAAAAGAAAGUUCAUACUGAUGUAGAACCCUUAUCAAGUGGCAGUCACCUGGGUGCAGCUCAGGUGGAACAGGAGAGCAGCUCAGUGGACAGUGAUGAUAGCAUUGAGCAGGAGAUCAGGAAAUUCUUGGCGGAGAAGGCAAAGUUGUCUUUGGUGAAAACAAAGGAUGGAGAAGAGAUAAAGGAUAGUAACGACCGCACUGAUUCCAUGACCAAGGAGGGAAUGAAGAUGGAAGCUCAGCAGGCUGAGAUUCCAACUACCACAGAAAAUUUCUACAAAGGCCUUCCUGACGGUGGUGUAUCAGGACAGCCAGAAUGUUGGGAAAUGGAUGUACCAAAAGGUGCAUUCCUAGGUGUAGAAGGUUACGUUCCUCAGUCAGCUGAUAGGGGGUCAUCUCCUUCAGUAGCCAGUACUUCCAACUCCUCAUCUAGUCUGCAGCCAGUUAAGGAAGUGAACACUGUGAAGGCAAUGAAAAUAAGCAGAGUGAGCUCGAAAAAAACCAACGCCGAGAAAGCUGGUCCAGGCAUGGAAAAGGUUAUGUCAGUCCCUGAAAUCAGUCCAUUUUCACCUUACUAUAGCACAGGAAGUAUUUAUGCGCCCCAGGCAACACGUUCACUGGCACAGUUGAGCCCAUUUGAUGGCAGUUCACCCAUGCUGGUCAGAGAAGUCCACAAGACCCAUAUUUCUGAUCUGCAUGUCCCUGCACAUGAAACAAGUCACACCGUGUGCCCAGCAGCAGAACAUCGGAAUGUCAACCGUGAUGAAUUCAUAGAACCUUCUCCCCAGCCCCCAAAAACGUCUGUUGCUGCCAUCCCCCCUUUUGCCACACCAACUCCAGCCAGGCAGACUGAUGAGGACUUUCUGUUGCGUGCGGCGAGAGGGGACAGCCUUGGACAAAACUCAAACCUUUGUCCACCAGGGAAUGUAGUGCAAGUCAAAAUGAACCAGCCCCUGCCCUUAGAGCUUUCCUCCCGUGGGAGUAACUAUGUUGAGAUCAAGAGUAGGGAUCUGAGUAAGGGAGGUGACAAAAAAUAUUGCACCAGGGAAAGGGAAGAGUGCAUGAGAGAGGGAGCAGACCUGGUGAGAGAAGGAUAUGAAGAAUGUAUAGAUGAGACAGGAGAUGAAUCUGAAGGGAGCCCAAGUGCUAGUCAGAGGUCAAGGGGGAAGAAGCAGUUUCCUAAAUUGUGUUUGUCCACCGCCAUUGAUCCUGGAGAGAGCUUUAGACCGUACAUCAUUCUGACUUCACCUGAGAGGAAGCUGAGGUACUCCAGAAGAAGCAUACGUGUUGAGGACCAACAGAAGUCCAAGAAGAAAAAGCUUGUUAAACGAAAACUUCAGUUUCACAGAUACCAGUCAAGUUAGAAGAGUGAAGACAAGUCAAGUCAAGAUCAAGUCUGAAUGGAAUUCUCCAAACAUUUGUGACACAAGCCAAACAGCAUUCAAAUAAGUUCCCAUAGUUCACAAUCUCUUCUAUGCCAAACUAUUAAAAAGGUUUGUGUAAAGGCUAUCAUAUACGUAUUACACAUCUUUUUCAAAUUAAACACUAAGGAAUCUUUACUGUAUGUAUUUUUUUGAGGUGUCACUACAGUACUUCAUGAAGUGCUGAGAUAACCUGCAUGCCUUUCCUGUGCACUGUUGUUUUUGCACAUUAUUACAGAUGCUUUUGUAUUCGUUUAAUUUGCCACACCUAUGUAGUAUCUGCAUUUUUUGUAUGUAAAAAAAUACAAUACUAAUUGACCCAGGUAAAUCACCUAAAAGUGUUCUGGAUGCAAAUACAAAUCACAAU
Messenger RNA from Conger conger (European conger), 4258 nucleotides. It is a transcript of the gene ppp1r26, whose product is annotated as protein phosphatase 1, regulatory subunit 26. Lineage: Eukaryota; Metazoa; Chordata; Actinopteri; Anguilliformes; Congridae. Gene Ontology annotation, molecular function: protein phosphatase inhibitor activity. Bases 163 to 3834 code for a protein of 1223 amino acids. The record is from RefSeq and is a predicted model, not a curated record. The transcript is spliced from 5 exons. Gene Ontology annotation, biological process: negative regulation of phosphatase activity.